AUGCGCGGUAAAGAAACAAUGAAUACGUCAUUGGGAUGGGCAAGAGAAUACGGACCAACAACUCGGAUUAAGGUACCAGACACUGAAAUUGACAUUGGAAAAAUAGAUUGUCAGCUGAGCAGCAUCAAUAAUAAUUAUCAGAAAAUUCCUAAUUUAAAUCUGACUAAUUUAGACCCUAAUUUAGUGUCUCAGAAUGGUUUGAAUUAUUGGAAUCACAAUAUAGCCCCGUAUGAUGGGCUAUCAUUAUUGGAAUACGCUCCUCAGUGGGCGCUUCCAUCGACUCACUCUCAAUGGGAUCAUCAAGAAAACCCUCUUCUAGCAUACAACAGUGCAUACGUACCGUGGAGCUUGAAUAAAAAUACCAUAAAUAUUCCUAAAGAAUUAAACACGUGGUAUUUGGCGAGCAAAGAUUCACACACGGCAAUUGAACUCGCUGAACCGAUUGUUGAGUUAACACCACCGAAGAAUACAGUACAAAAUCAGCCGGUUGACUUGUCAGUACGUUCGGUUAAAAACAAUCUCUGCCUCGAAGACUGUAAGACGAAAUUAAGUCAGAAAGACUUGAAGGAUAAUUCAGUAUCUAAGUGUGAAGCUAAAGAAUUACUGUCACCUAUUAAAAAAUACCAUUCCAAAGAAGAAAUAAACUUUGUAUUACCUAGUAGUAAAAUAAAAACACAAAAGUGUGAUUUAUAUUCACCGACAAUCUGCUCCAAAGAGUCGAGCGGAACUUUCUGGCCUACGAAGAAGUUGGAUGUAGAUUGUGAUUUAAAAGCCGAGCAAGUAGAAAAUCAGGGAAAAAGUCUGAAUCUGUUAUCACAAAAUAUUUGGGAGGAUUUCGCGAUGUCUGGACAGUACCCCGGACACAGUAGGCCGCCAGUUGGCACUCCACCGCCACAGGCAGUCUGGAAUCACUUGACAAUGACUCAAGGCUCUGGACUUAAUCUUCAUCCAACAGCGUUGUCAGGCGCGACGUUAAAUCCAGCUGGAUUUUACACCCACCCGUCAAUGGCAAGAACAUCUCACUUGUCGUCUCAAUUGACUCCCCAGCUGGCUCACACUCAGGCACCACCCACGUGGCACACACCCACGGUGCCUUCAAAAAAUGUCACUUCUAAUGCGCCCGGUAAUCCGCUAUUUAGUUUACAAAUGCUUGUUGACAAUAGACAAAAUCAAAAUCAGUAUCGCAGCUCACCUGGCUCUCAGAGUACUCUAGAUUUAUCAGCUACGUCUGAGAUGGCAGAAAAUUACUCGAGAAUGACUCAGGAAAUACCUAUAAGUCUGACUGCACGUAGUGUAGAUAAAGGCAGCCGUAAUGGUAAUAUUAUAUCACCCCCAAUUCCGUUGAACGGUGAAACGUCAUCUGACAGUGGGAUAAGUUCCUCCGUACCGACGCCAAAUUCCCUUGGAGAUCCUUUAACAUUAUCGUUAUCAACCAAGGACCAACUUUUGACCACUCCCAAGAUAACUGUUAAGAAUUUUGAGAGUAAUCUCAAAGGCGUGGCUAAUCUUCAUGAUAAAAUAAAGGAGCUGACUGGUGGUGUUGAUAAUUUUACUCAGAAAAUGAUUAAUUUACCGCCUAGCGUUACUAUCGAGAGAGUACUGCCGGAUAAAAAAGACACUGAACCAGUUAAAGUUAAAGACUCGCUUAGUGUUAUUGCACAGGGGCCGCGCAGUGUACUGCCUGUUAUAGUAAAUCUUACUUCAAGGUUAGAUAAAGACGUGACAGACAGCCCAAAGCGCGAGCCUUCGUCUGAGCGAGAUCGUAAAAUUGAUGAAAUGAAUGUUAGAUCUCCGAAGAAUCUUCCUAAGAGGGGUAAAAAAGGCGUCGAUUCCUUACUGGAAAAACUCGAAGGUGGAAACAAGAAACUGGGUAAUACCGAGAAUAUUGGAUCUGUUAUUGUAACUCCAGUUGAGGAAAUUAAAGACACUUGCAGUGUAAAAAGUAUGUCUCCAGAAAGGCAAAAAUCUAAAUCUCCGACAAGAGAGGAAGAUGUUGUGUCUCCGGAGUUCAGCAAUGAUGAUUCUAAUGACAAUAUGAAGCAACGACGGAAACGAAAGCUUGAGAAACCUGUAAGGUUGAGCAAAGACUCGAAAAUGGAAGUCGAAGACAUGGAGCUCGAGCCUACGGAACCUAGAGAACCGAGGAUAUGUGAGACAGUCCGUGAAGAACUUGAGGAGGCAACUUCUCCCCCAGUCCCAGUAAUCCCUCCACAAAAAGAUGAAGUUAGAUUAGAGAAGAGAUUAGAGCAGGCUAAAACGAAUGAAGAAAUAAUAAAUCCGGUGACAAAAGCUAAUCAGGAUAAUAAGAUUGAAGAGAAUGAACCUGUGAGAAGGCGGAGCAGCAGUGAAGGCUCUUCCUCGACGACUAAUCCCGCGCCGACGAAUAAUCAGCGAGUUAGGAGAAAAUCCAGCGAUGAUAUUAGUGAGUUCUCGAAAAUAACCAGUCCUAAGGGAGUUAAUAAUGCGAUACAGUUUAAUGAGGUUGAAUCUGAGCUUGAAAAAAUGUUUGCUGGGAUUGUUGAGACGGAUACUGAUGUAAAAAAGGAGCAGAAAGUUGAUGGGACGACGGCUACUGCUGCAACAACAACAACAACAACAACAACAACAACUAGUUCUACGACAACGACGACUAAAAUAGACGCUAAUGCAGAGUUGGAUCCUUUGAAACAAGAGACUGGUGAUGAUAUUAAAGCGGAGAGUAUAGACACUCUCAAUAGUACUAAUCCUACGGAUGUUACUUCUACGGUGGGAACUAAACCGCCGGCGAAGAAGGGAAAGAAGGGCAGAGUGAGGGCGAAAAAACGAAAAGCUUCGAGAGCUCCGCCGGAAAAUAUGUUCGGGCCUCAUGUUGUUGAGGAUAUUGGGUUGAGAGAUGCCAAACGGAGGAAACAAUCGAAGGGAUUGAAGAAAAAGUUUGAGGUGGGGAAGAAAAAGAGACCUGAUGGUUUGAGAGAAAUUGCUUAUGAUUCCGGGUCCAAUGCUAGCUCGAUAAGAUCUAGAGGUCCUGUGGUUCAUGUCGAGGGCCCCAGAGACAGUCCUCUGAGUGUUCAGGUUGUUAAUGCGCCGAGAGAAGAGGAAGAGGAGAAGAACAAAGAGAAACGGAAGAGUGUUGGAAAUGGAAAUGUUGGACGGAGACCUCAUUAUGUCGUCCCUGGGGAUCCUUCUCGGCCGCAUCCUAAUUUAGCCGGGCCCCAUAUAGCCCCUGGAACUUACACGGUACCCGCGGGAGUGCUCAGCGAUCUCUUUGGUCCUUAUUUAAUUGGGAAAGAGCGACUUGAAGAGAGCAUUCUGUCUGCAGAUGAGCAAGAAAUAACGACUGAACAAAAGAAAGGAGGGAAGAAUAAACGUAGCUUAAGGUACGCUGGUCUAGCGGAUAUGUUUUCCGCUAAAAUGGGAAAAAAGAAGAGAAAUUCCGUUGAAGCCAUCACCCCGGCAGUGUUCACGGGGAUGACGCUUAUUCCCGGCGAUGAACAGCGCUGGGAAGUCUGGCUUCAUGAGCAGUGCGCUGUCUGGGCUGCUGGAGUUUACCUAGCUGGUGGACGAGUCACUGGACUCCAGGAAGCUGUCUGGGACGCGACAAAGUCUAUUUGCAACGCUUGCGGAAUGACUGGAGCUAAUAUUGGUUGUGUUAAGCGAGGCUGUAAGGAUGUUACACAUUAUCCUUGUGCUUUGUCUAAAGGCUGGCAUCUUGAUAACAUGCAAUACAUCCCCAAGUGCAGCCUACACAGAGUAACGUGA
Cotesia congregata is the source of this 3738-nucleotide messenger RNA. The record is from the annotation of a GenBank genome assembly. NCBI's taxonomy places the organism in Eukaryota, Metazoa, Arthropoda, Insecta, Hymenoptera, Braconidae.